Acanthosepion pharaonis is the source of this 687-nucleotide messenger RNA. The record is from the annotation of a GenBank genome assembly. NCBI's taxonomy places the organism in Eukaryota, Metazoa, Mollusca, Cephalopoda, Sepiida, Sepiidae.
AUGACGUUGCUAUUUGCCCGCCUUCUUAACCACCGAAAUCAAGCAGAUAUUAUAAUGGAGUCAACUUAUUCAAUUACAAAAAUCCAUGGGAACAUCUAUCUAUCUAUCUAUCUAUCUAUCUAUCUAUCUAUCUAUCUAAUCCAUGACAAAACCCCAGCAGGCAAAAAACUAGCCUCUUAUCCCAAAAGUAAGCAAAAUCCCAAUCUCAUGUCUUUUCUCAGUCUAUUCUUUGUUUGCUCACAUCUAUCUAUCUAUCUAUCUAUCUAUCUAUCUAUUUAUCUAUCUAUCUAUCUAUCUAUCUAUCUAUCUAUCUAUUUUCUCAGUCUAUUCGUUGUUUGCUCAUAUCUAUCUAUCUAUCUAUCUAUCUAUCUAUCUAUCUAUCGAUCUAAGCCAUGCCAAAAAACUAGCCUCUUAUCCCAAAAAACAUCUAUCUAUCUAUCUAUCUAUCUAUCUAUCUAUCUAUCUAUCUAUCUAUCUAUCUAUGUCGUACUAUUCGUCUGUUCAUAUCUAAUCGCUUCCUAUCUAUCUAUCUAUCUAUCUAUCUAUCUAUCUAUCUAUCUAUCUAUCUAUCUAUGUAACACUCUUCACUCUUUUCUUCAUCAGUCCGUUCAUAUCUAUUUUAAGGAAUCUAUCUAUCUAUCUAUCUAUCUAUCUAUCUAUCUAUCUAUCUAUCUAUCUAAUACAUAG